This is a messenger RNA of Mangifera indica (mango), 3990 nucleotides long. Its product is annotated as probable helicase MAGATAMA 3. NCBI's taxonomy places the organism in Eukaryota, Viridiplantae, Streptophyta, Magnoliopsida, Sapindales, Anacardiaceae. Gene Ontology annotation, molecular function: helicase activity. The coding region runs from base 1347 to 3776 and encodes 809 amino acids. The record is from RefSeq and is a predicted model, not a curated record. The transcript has 20 exons.
GAAACAUUGUUUUUUCUCAAUCGCUAGCUUUGUGUGUGUGUCUGUGUUUCUUUUUUAUAUAAAUUUUUAACUAAUGUAUCGCUCAUCUCUCCUUAUUCUCGACGUUUCUCUUUCUUCUCAUCGUUUUCAGAUUAGUGUACAUAAACCAAAUAAAAAUUGUUUUUAUUUUUUGAGAGAAACAUAUUGAUUUUCCUUAAUCGUUAGCUUUGUGUGUGUGUGUUUUCUAUAAUUUAUCGUAUGAAAACCCCCAAACAUCGUCUAGAAAUAUGAUUUUUUAUUUUCAAUAUUGAAACAUGGUUUUUCAAGGUUGCGGCCAGCCGCAUCCAAUACAAUCCUAUAGCUUACAUAAUUAUUUGUUAGUUAUACUUUUUUUUUCACAAUUUUUACUUUUGGUAGUGUAACUAGAAAAAUUCCAGCUUAAAUUAAGUAGGAAUUUCAGAUUUUUCUGUUAUUUAUUAUUAUUAUUAUAUUUGCGUUUAAUUCUCUGGAAAUUUUGGAUCGGUUUGGGUCAGCUCCGUUUGGGAACUUUUAUUUUGUUGAAGUGUUUUGUUUAGUUUCUUUUUUGUGUGGAGCAAGAUUUGUUGUUUAUUUUUUAAAUUUAAUUCUUAUUUUUAUUUAUUUAAUUUUGAUGUUUAGAUUAGAACACAUGCAGUCAGAAAGGCUCAUGAAAAUAUUCUGCAGAAGUUAUUUUGGCUCAAUUUGAUCUAUCGCGUCCGAUUGGUUUCAAUGAUUAGUGUGAUUUUUAUUUUUAAGCUUUUCGAACUCUUGGAAUUGUUUAUAAUGUUUGCUUGAUAUAUGACUGUACGUUUGUUAAGGUUUAGUUUAAGCAUUUAGAGACCAAUAGAGGUCAGCUUUAGCAAUUGUCAUAUUGCCCAUACGUGCCACUUCAUAACUCCCCAGUCCAACACAUACCAUACAUGUUUCAUAACUCCCCAAUCCCAUUUAUUCCACAUAAAUAUUAAUCAUAACAACUUCUUAUCCUAUAUAAAUAUUAUCCUAAUUAAAUAAUAUCCUAGUCUUCGUAUUCAAAUCUCCGUCAUUUUCUUAUAAUUUGUUAUCAGUAUCAUCCUAAUUAUUAUCAUAAUAAAAAUUAAUCGAUUAUCAAUUCAUAACAUAAUAUUGCAAUUUUAUUUUGAUAGAUUGUGUCGUUUCACGUAAAAACGUGUUAAGUGGGUUAAUUUGUGUCAACUAGUUCAUAGAACAGCUUGUGUUUCGUUUAGGUGUUUUUGACAUGAUUCUCAUUCCGAUUGGGUUUGGGUUGAGUAUCUUCUAACCAGAAACACGAAAAGGUAUGACUUUUCUUGUGUUUUGGUAGUAGAUGGCAGCUGACAAAGACAAGCCUCAGGAUGAAGCUUCAAUAUAUCGUUUCUGCAAAACUAUUCUUGCAGAAAAAUAACAAAAACAGUAAAAAUGUUGAUGCUUCCAUAUUGGGUUUGAAAGAAGUGAAGGACAUUUAUAAGGACGUGGAUGAUUAUUUGGCUACCUUUGAGCCCCUUUUGUUUGAAGAAGUCAAAGCUCAGAUUAUUCAAAAGAAAGAUGAUGAAGAAGUGCGAGAUUGGAAACUUAGGUUGGUCAUGGAAUGUGGUGAGGUUGAUGAGUUUCACUUACCUGCUGUUACUUAUAAUGCUGAGGAAGAAGAGCAGAUAUCACCAAAUGAUCUUUUACUGCUUUCAAAAGAGGAGUUUAAGGAAGGUUCAAAAUUGCCAACAACCUAUGCUUUUGCACUGGUGGAGCAUACCCAACCAAAUCUUCUAAGGCUUAGAAUGUACUUAGCUGGAGAAGUCAUACAUAUGAAUGAAGAUGCUGUUAAAUCUGAAAGGCUAGUGAAUAUGUGCUCUCUUAUCACUUCAUCUGUCAAAGCAGUAGAGAAAUGUUUGUUCAGUCUGAAGAUUUGCAGCUUAUCAACUAUUGCCCGGGAAUAUAUUGCUCUAAGGUCAAUUGGUUCUCUCCCUUUUAAGGAUUUGAUAUUAACAGCUACAGAGAAAACUGCUGCUCAAUCCCAGAGUUGGAGAAUUCCUAGACCCCUGGAUGAGUAUAUUAAAGAAAAUCAUAAUGUCUCCCAACAAGAGGCGAUAUAUGAAGGUCUAUCUCGAAAAGCCUUUGUCUUGAUACAGGGCCCCCCUGGAACGGGGAAAACACAGACCAUACUUGGACUUCUUAGUGCCAUUUUGCAUGCAACUCCAGCUAGAAUGCAGUCCAGAGGUGUUUUGCGCGAAAUACAGCGUGGUCCAGAACUACCCAUUCAUGAGAAAUUCUGUCACUGGGGACAGGCAUCCCCAUGGUUAGUUGGUGUUAAUCCCAGGGAUAAUAUUAUGCCUAUUGAUGGUGAUGAUGGUUUUUUUCCUACCACUGGAAAUGAAUUGAAACCAGAAGUAGUUAAUUCCAGUCGAAAAUAUCGUGUACGGGUGCUGGUAUGUGCCCCAUCAAACUCCGCACUUGAUGAAAUUGUAGUACGCCUUCUGAAUACUGGGAUUCGAGAUGAAAAUGUUCGCUCAUAUACUCCUAAAAUUGUUCGGAUUGGUCUUAAAGCACAUCAUUCUGUCAAUUCAGUUUCCAUGGAUCACCUUGUGGAACAAAAACGUGAUGACUCUGCUGCUGAUAAACAGAAACAUGGAUCCACAAGAAAGGAUAGGGACAGUAUCCGUACUGCAAUUCUGAAUGAGGCUGUGAUCGUCUGCUCUACCCUUAGCUUCAGCGGUUCAGCUCUCCUCAGCAAAUUGAAUCAUGGUUUUGAUGUUGCUAUAAUAGAUGAAGCUGCCCAAGCUGUGGAACCUGCAACUCUUGUUCCUUUAACAACUGGAUGCAAACAAGUAUUUCUGGUUGGUGAUCCAGUUCAAUUGCCAGCCACUGUUAUUUCUCCUAUUGCAGAGAGUUUGGGAUAUGGCACAAGUUUGUUCAAGAGACUUCAAAGGGCUGGUUAUCCUGUAAAAAUGCUGAAAACUCAGUACAGAAUGCAUCCAGAGAUACGAAGCUUUCCUUCAAGGGAGUUCUAUGACGAAGCAUUGGAAGACGGGUCUGGUAUUGAGGAUUAUACAUCUCGUGACUGGCACAAAUACCGCUGUUUUGGACCUUUUUGCUUCUUUGACAUUCAUGAAGGGAAAGAGUCCCAGCCCUCUGGAAGUGGAUCUUGGGUAAAUUAUGAUGAGGUUGAUUUUGCUCUUCUCCUCUAUCAUAAGCUGGUGAGUAUGUUUCCUCAGCUUAAGUCAAGUUCUCAGCUGGCUAUUAUAUCACCCUAUCGAUAUCAAGUGAAGCAAUUCCAAGAACGAUUCAAGGAAACUUUUGGGGUGGAGUCACAGAAGGUAGUUGAUAUAACCACAAUUGAUGGUUGCCAGGGACGGGAGAAAGAUGUAGCGAUCUUUUCAUGUGUUAGGGCAAAUGAAAAUGAAAGUAUAGGAUUUGUCUCUGAUUUUCGUCGGAUGAAUGUUGGGAUUACCAGAGCAAAGUCUUCUAUACUGGUGGUAGGUUCUGCAUCGACGCUGAAGCAUGAUGAGCACUGGAAAAACCUAGUGACGAGCGCUGAGAAGCGAGACUGUCUAUUUAAGGUAUCAAAGCCAUAUGCUUCAUUUUUCAGUGAUGAAAAUUGGGAGUCUAUGAAGCCAAAGCCGAAGGUUGAAGAUAGGGGAGUCCAACCGAUGGAUGUUGAUGGGCAACACGAUAAUGAAACUAAUGCACUCUAUGCUAAUACGGGAGAUGCUGACCAAGAGCAGGCAGAUGAUAAUGAUUAUGGAGAUGGGGAUGGCAAUGGAGAUGGAGAUGGAGGGUUUGAUGCUGAUUAAUCUGUAACUCAGGCGGAGAAGAGUAGAUAAAAAUGAUGGAAAGAGUUCAUAAAUGCCAAGGAAAAAAUGGGUACAUGUUACAACUCUUGUGAAUGCGGGAGAUAUAUUGUUUUUAAUUGCGUAAAUUAUCCUAGCUAAAAAUUUUGACUUUUUUUUUGUUGUUAAAAACCGAAAUUUAAAGAACAUGUAAUGGGUAAUUUUGCAUUGGAGGGUA